AGUCCUCCCCUGACCAGCCCAGCAGGUUUGGGUGUGGAUCAAGUGAAACUCUAUUGACUUCCCCAUUUCGGUGCUUUUUGAACAGAGAUCAAGCGAAGCAACCUCCGGUUUACCCAGCAGGUUUUAUUGAAAUCGAACAUAUAAAAAGAAAAGAAACAUUAAAUAAGUAGGUACAGGGUGAGUUUAAUCAAAACCCUUUUACAAAGGAGUUACCUGUCAUGGCUGGGAUUUCCUUUCCAGGGUUUGGUUUGCUGUUUCUGUUAAUGGUUUUGGAAAGUCAUGUGAAAGCAGAAUGGAUUGUUCCACCGGUUAAAGUAAGAGAACAUGAAGACUACUCCAGCAAAAACCCAAUUGCCAAAAUUCGAUCUGAUGUACCAGGUGUAGUUAGAUAUGAAAUUGUUGGUGAAGGAGCUGAUCAGAAACCUUAUCACUUAUUUACUAUUAAUCCAGACAAUGGUGAAAUUAGCAUCACAGCAAUUGUUGACAGAGAAGAAAAGGCUAUCUACAAACUGAUAGGACGUGCUUAUAACUCUGCAGGAAAACAAGUGGAAAGUAAUAUUGACCUGAAGAUUAAAAUUGAAGACGUUAAUGAUAACAGCCCGAUGUUCACGCAGAAAACAUUUUCUGGGAGCGUUUAUGAACUGAGUGAGAUAGAUACUUUUGUAAUGCAAAUAAAUGCAACUGACGCAGAUGAGCCAAACUCAAGAAAUUCACUCAUUGCUUACGAAAUACUUGAACAGAGCCCUGCAGAUAUGUUUUAUGUUGAAAGGAACACUGGCAGAAUUAUGGUAGCAGAGACUACCCUUGACAGAGAGAAACAGUCAAAGUAUACUCUUACGGUACAAGCCAAAGAUUUGGAUGGAGAAUCGGGUGGUCUGGCUAACACAGUACAACUUGACAUUAAAAUUAAAGAUGUCAAUGAUAAUGCCCCAACACUGGAGAUGGAGUCUUAUGAAGGUAGUGUUGUUGAAAAUACAAAAGGCGUGGAAGUAAUGAGAAUGAAAGCCCUUGAUGCAGAUGAAGAAUUUUCAGACAACUGGCUUGCUGAAUUCGAAAUUGAAUCAGGCAAUGAAGGGGGUUACUUCAGGAUUGAGACAGAUCCUAAGACUAAUGAAGGGAUUUUGAUUCUACAAAAGGAAGUUGACUUUGAAGAAUUACAGAGCCUUGCCCUUGGAGUUGUUGUCAGAAACAAAGCAGCUUUCCACAGUUCUGUUGUAACCACCAGCACUAAUGUUAAUAUAGGUGGAGGUGGAGGUGGAGGAGGAAGUGGAGGAGGAGGUGGAGGAGGAGGUGGAGGAGGAAGUGGAGGAGGAGGUGGAGGAGGAAGUGGUUUUGGAUCAGGUGGAGGAUCCUCCUCAUCUUCUUUCACUCUAAAAAAAUUUCCAGUUAAAAUCAAUGUGAAAAAUGAGCCAGAAGGUCCCAAGUUUUCCCCAAAGGUAAAAGCAAUUCCCAUUUCUGAGGAGACAUCAAAAGUCGAUCUUUCAAAAGUAAUUGCAAAGUAUCCAGCCAUUGAUGCAGACACUGGAAAAAUUGCUGAGAGAGUCAAGUAUGUAAAGAAAUAUGAUCCUGAUAAUUGGCUGAUAAUUGAUCCGAAGACUGGAGAUAUUAAACUUGCAAAAGUACCAGACCGUGAAUCAAAAUUUUUAGUUAAUGGCACAUACACUGCAGAAAUAUUGGCCAUUACAGAUGAUUUGCCUGCAAAAACCGCCACUGGUACUGUUGCAAUCCAGGUAGAAGACUUCAAUGAUCACUGUCCAACUCUUACAAGUACCUCUACAGACAUGUGUUCCGAUGACAAAUCAGUGAUAGUCACAGCUGUAGAUGAAGAUGCGGAUCCCAAUAGUGUCCCAUUCAAAUACAAGAUUGUUGAUGAACCUGAGGGUACAGCGCAGAACUGGAAAGUUGAACCUCUCAAUGGAACUAGUAUGCUACUUAGACCCACAAAAACCUUUUGGCCUGGUCAAUAUGGUGUACCCCUUUUAAUAUAUGAUCAGCAGGGGAAAUCCUGUAGUGACAAACAGGUUUUAAAAAUUGCCGUCUGCACCUGUACAAAUACCAGGGCCUGUGCACCACUGUCUGGCAGACUUCAAUCAACUGGAGCUAGACUUGGAGCUGCGGCUAUUGGUCUUAUGAUUCUAGGACUCUUACUGCUGCUACUUGUGCCUCUUCUGCUGCUAUUUUGUUCAUGUGGGGCUGGAGCGGCAGGUGAUUUUGUCCCAAUUACUGAUGGUUCAGCAGGACAUUUGAUUUCAUAUGACAUGGAAAAAAUGGGUGAAGAUAAGGCAGUUCCAGCUCUUCUAUCAUCAGUGGACAUCAAUGGAAAAGGGGGCAGUGGUAUGAAGACACCAGGAUUUGGAGCAUCCGCUAUACACACAAGCAACAGCAACUUCGUGGGUUCUGCUGAACAAAUGCAGUGGAUUAGAAGACCAGUAGCAGUUGGAUAUGACUUGGUGGGAUCGGGAUAUGGGUCUGGUUAUGAAGCAGAAUGGCAGCACUCCAAGAGAGGGAGUGUAGAUGCCUUUGAGGGUGUCGCUCUACCUGAGGCUUACUUGGAACAGUACUAUGCGGAGAAGGCUAACUAUGUUUCAGCGGAAGGUCUGAAAGAUGCCAUGUUGGUGUAUGAUUACGAAGGCCAAGAGUCCCCUGUGGGUUCGAUAGGAUCUUGUAGCUUUAUUGAAGAAGAUCUGGACCAAAGCUUCCUAAAUGAACUAGGACCAAAGUUUAAGACUCUUGCUGAAAUCUGCAGGGGCACAGAGAUGACUUCAGGAGUUUCAGUUGAGCAGCCUAGUGUUGCUUUUCAGCACACCACCAUGUCCACUAACUCAGCCAUCACCAAUAAUUGUGCGGUGACCAACAAAACCAAUGAGGUGACCAGCCCAGUUCCAGCACUCCAGGUCCAAAAGAAUGUGGUUGUUACAGAAAAUGUGUCUCCUCCUCAGCCAACCGUGUAUCUCCAGAAAAAUGUAGUUGUUUCUGACCCUGGCUAUGUUCAACAGCCUGUAUACUAUGCCACUAACCCAGUCAUUCAGACCACUCGAUACAUUGUUGAGCCACAGAUCCAAAGGAAUGUUGUGAUAGAAAGGUCUUCUGUCCCUGGCUUGCAAGGUCAUCUUCUAAUGAGUGACAUUCCAAGCAAUCCGAAUGUGAUGGUGACCCAGAAGAGAUUGGUGCAUGGCUCGGAUAUUCAGGGUGGCAUGGUGGUGGGGUUAGAUCAGGGUACUCUGCGCACAAGUGAAAUGCCAAGCUCACAGAAUGUGUUACUGCUAGAAAAUAGAGGUUUUGAUCAGGGAAGCAUGCGCUUUAGUGAACCUGUCUCUCAGAAUGUGGUCUUGACAGGGAAGAGAGUGGUGUCUGGACAUAAUGUGCAGGGUGGCAUGAUGGGGUAUGAACUAGGCAGCUUGCACAGGAAUGUAAUGCCUGGUUCACAGAAUGUAAUCGUAACAGAGAAGACAGUGGUAUCUGAUUCCAGUAUGCAGGGUGGAAAGAUGGGGUUUGGUCAGGGUACUCUGCGCAUGAAUGAAAUGCCAGGCUCACAGAAUGUGGUGAUGCUAGAAAAUAGAGGUUUUGAUCAGGGAAGCAUGCGCUUGAGUGAACCUGUCUCUCAUAAUGUGGUGUCUGGACAUAAUGUGCAGAGUGGCAUGAUGGGGUAUGAACUAGGCAGCUUGCACAGGAAUGUAAUGCCAGGCUCACAGAAUGUAACGGUAACAGAGAAGAGAGUGGUAUCUGGAAGUAGUGUGCAGGGUGGUUUAAUAGGAUGAAAUAAGAUGCACUUGGCAUAUAUAAAAAGUUGUUUAACAAACAAGUGUGAGUGAGGACAGAUUUAAAAUUAAGCCCACAACAUCGACGGAACACCUUAGAAUGGAAUGGUUCUAUAUCUUACAUUUGAAUUAAGUAUUAUAGGAUUCCGUAUCCAAGUCAAAUUUAAUUUUAUCCAAGGUUUAUGCCAGGGUUCUGGGAAUACAGUAAUUCAUUUUUAAUUUUCAAGGACUGUUUAUGUAAAAUACAAUCUAUAUGGAUAAAUAAAUGCUUGUGUCCUGUAUUUGUGUGUGUGUACGUAUAUAUAAAAUAUUGUAAUCUAAACAGUAAUCAGUAGAUUAACUUGUUAGGUUUAAAGGCUUGGGGCAUGGUUGAUGCUUUGGGGUUGGAUCAGGUGUGCUGUACAGGCCUCUUUAAACACUAAUGGGGUUCUAUACGCUUUGUGCAUCUCAUCAUUGCUUUUUAAAAGACUUGAAUAGAAGGUAGUUGUUCUGGAAGUGAGUGAAUAUUUCCAAGAAUUUAACACAAUUCAUGAUUUCAUAAGCAGGUAUUGCCUUUUUCUAUUGAAAAUUAUCAUUGGUGGUGUUGGGUUAUCGGAGAUAGAAAAUGUCGGGGGUUCCUAAAGGUGCUGUACAGACGUUCUAUGUUUAGUUUCUCUGAAAUACAAAUGUACCAGCUUUACUUUUUUUUUUUUUUUUUUUUUUAUACGUAUUCAUUAAUGAACAUUUCUAUACUGUGAGUGUUGUCGAGUGAUUGAAAACGAGACAUUUUGUGUGUUGAAUUGAAAGUGAUGGUCUUGAGGGUCAAAGUAUAUUUUCAUCUAGAGGAAUUAUCACUUUUUGACCUCACUACCUUGGUAUUAUCACUUUUUUCGAAUGGCUCAGGAUUCAACUAUAGCCUUCAUCCAUGUAUUUAUAUAUAUAUAUAUAUAUAUAUAUAUAUAUAUAUAUAUAUAUAUAUAUAUAUAUAUAUAUAUAUAUAUAUAUAAUCGAUAUAUAUAUAAAUAAAAGGGUUCUUCCCAGGCCUUUUCAGCCACGUGCGUCACCUGGGAAAGUAGCUGUCUCCGCCCGGCUGAAAAAAACCCGAUCCGCCCGUCUUGCAGAUGCUAUUGUGCCUUUAACAAUAAGGAUUGAUUGCCCUUCUAGCAAAAUAAUGUAGAACAUAAAAAAGCACAACCAGAGAUAGUCAACGAAAGACAACACAUUAUUCAAAUGCUUUGUCGUAUUAUAUAUUUAAGGUAAGACAAGUUUAUUUUUCCGUUAAUAGACCUCCCGGCUAUAAUGUUCUGCCGCCCCGCUGUACAGAAUUCCUGGGGAGAACCCUGAUAUAUAUAACAAAAUAAGAUUCAAAUGAAAAAAGAACAAUUUAUAUUAAGAUUAUUUACAGGUUUUAAAAAUGUUUUUAAUUUGUCAUUUUUCUUAAGUGGGCCGCAGUGCUUAAUGCAGCUUCACAGAUGGGCCUCUGGUAAAAAAAAGUUUGGGAACAUCUGUAUCAAGUGAUGCAAACAACCAUUUUUUUUUUUUUUUUUUUACAUAAUUGUAUGUAUUUACGAAACAAACCAUUUUUUAAAUGAUUCACCUUUUAAUGCAAUAAUAUGUAUUCAAGGUAGAUGCACUGGAAAAACAAUAUUUGUAUGUAUGCUUUUUAAGACGGUGGUUGUUUUUUAUAUUGGUAUUUCAAUGGUCUGUUUAAUCCUUUUUUUUAAAUAAAAUAAACUAUAAAGCAUC
Acipenser ruthenus (sterlet) is the source of this 5483-nucleotide messenger RNA. RefSeq names its product desmoglein-2.1-like. The transcript is spliced from 14 exons. Gene Ontology annotation, molecular function: calcium ion binding. Lineage: Eukaryota; Metazoa; Chordata; Actinopteri; Acipenseriformes; Acipenseridae. Gene Ontology annotation, biological process: homophilic cell-cell adhesion. Gene Ontology annotation, cellular component: desmosome; plasma membrane. Bases 219 to 3758 code for a protein of 1179 amino acids. The record is from RefSeq and is a predicted model, not a curated record.